ACCGCGGAGCAACACAUGGGGAGCUGGCGGCUCUUGGAGAAGGGGUUUGUGCUGUGUCUGGUUUUACGAUGGCAAGUUGGACUGCUGCGGCUUCUAGACUCUUACAAGGCUGCAUUUGAUAUAGAAUAUGUAAAAAUUGGCUCACACAAGCAGGGUUCUUGCUCAUCAACUCAAGCCAGUAAAAGCAGAUUAAUGAUGGACGCGGCCUCAGCUCCACAAAUCGUGAUAAACAGAACAAACUGGCAGGAUGAAGCUGUAGAUUUACCUCCAGAUGACCACCUCGUGACAUUGAAGGCUUUGACAGAGAAAUUAAGACUGGAGACCAGGAGGCCUUCUUACCUGGAGUGGAAAGCUCGGUUGGAGAAAGAAAGCUUCAAAGAAUCAGGAAAUGCAAAAUACCCGAUUCAUGUGGAACCUGAAGGGAAACGACUCACGCACAAACAGACUGCGACAAACUCAGAUGAGAUUCAGCAGAAGCUGCCAUCAGGUUUGCUAAAGGGAUUCGAGAACAUUGAUGAAGCUCUCACAUGGCUCAGAAGAGAGCUGAUGGAUAUGCGUUUGCAGGAUCAGCAGCUGGCCAGGCAGCUCAUACGACUUCGGAAUGACAUCAACAUGCUGAAGAUCGAGCAGACAUGCCACCAGCAUCGUAGGAUGCUCAACGAUGCCACCUUUGGCCUUGAGGAAAAGGACGAGCUGUCAGACCUGCUGUGCGAGUGCCCGGUCACGCCGGGCCUCGGCCUCUCGGCCCCACUGCGACUCAUCGGUGUCACCAAGAUGAACAUUAACUCUCGCCGGUUUUCACUCUGCUAGAUAAUGAUCCUUCAUAUGCUUACAAACAACUGCUCCAGUACAACCAUAUAUUAGCUAGUAGGGAUGGUUUAACAGUCCAACAAAAAGUAAAUUAUUUCUAAAAAUAACUUACAGUGUUUGCCAUUAACUAUAAAUGGCAGCUAGUUCAUGUGCUGGAACAUCUUUGUCUUACAAUUGCAGCAGAUCACAGAGAUUUUAACCCAUCGUGAGUUAAAAUUGAGUUCUUGCUGUUUAAUAGCAAAUUCCUAUCCACUUUUUAGGCCUUAUAAGUUAAAUAGUUACUGAUGAUUUCUUAUAUUUCCAUACACUUUAUUGGACAAACAUAGACUGAAGUUUUACAUACACGUACUACAUAGAAACUUCUGUUUGUUUUUAAUGAAUCAUUAAACUAGUUUCUUUCAUGUCUUGUAUCUAACCUGAGCAUUUUGUUUUCUAAAAAGAUGCCUUAAAUGAUUUAUUCUUUAUAAUGACUGAGCAACUAUUGUCUGAGCUCAUGAUAGUCUCCAGUGCUUUAGUUAAGUUUCCCCUUGUUUAAGCAAGUUUCCUUUACAUGGCUGUUUGUUGAACGUUAGCUCUAAUGGCAACCAUUAUCUGUUUGAAAGAUGCACAAGAUUUCACUUCCCAGAUAAACACUGAAAUAUAACUCAUCUCAAUCCCUGAUUGUACCCAAUCACAUGAUUUUGUGGCUCCUCUCAUGAGCCUUGUAAUGUUAGAGUUGCAGUUUUAAUUGAAGGCAACCAUUUCCUAACAGGAAAUUUGCUCAAAUGGGGUUUUGUGUUGGAAAUAAGCAUAUGAAAUGUGUGCUCAGUCCUAGUGCACUAGCCAUGCAGUUAGAAAAUGAGAUUUAUGGCUUGAGAUGCUACAUAACACAGAUGCGCAGACAUAAACCUUUCUCACACAUUUUGCCAUUUAUUUUAUGUAUGACAGCACUUUUAGUGAAACUAAUAACCUUUUCUGAAAUGAUGAAAGUGCACACUGAUGUCUUGUGCUUCACUUUGUUCCAGCAGUUGACUGUGUUCUCUGAGCAGUAAAGCAGUGAAACUAAUUCUUUGUUUACUCUUUGACGUUAUAUUAUGUGAUAUCAGCUGAAGCAUACCUUAAAGCUUAGAUAGUCUAAGUAAUAAUCAAGCUAAAGUCAUUAGAGGGAACUCUCAUUUGGUUUACUAGCAUCUUUAAAUGUCACCACUGACACCCAAAUUAUAUAAAAUGUACAAAUGUCCCUCCAACAAAGCCAGGCUUCUACAGAAACAGAAUCGGUCUUCUGAUCUUGCUCUCAGUCAGAGAAGCAAAUGUGUUCACAAAAAUGUGUAAUUACUUCUUUCAGCAUUGGAGCACCAAAUGAACAUCCUGUCAUUUUUGUCCUAAUGACUUUUCGCAAGAAAAAUGCCAUCUGUGCAAGUGAAAUAAGUGAAGAUUUGUGUUCCUGGAAGUGUACUGCAUUCCCUGAUCCCUGCAACACUCAUUGUUCUGAAGUAACAUGUCAUGAAUGAUUUUGCUGAGCCUGAGAUUUUCAUGCAUGAGCUCAAGCUCUAUUAGAGCUUAUUGCUGCUGGAAAAAAAAACAAUUCUUUUAGUGUAAAAGGCUGCCAAAACGGGAGUUGUAUACAUUUUUUGAUGAUUUGCAGGUGAUCAAAGUGGGUUUUUUUUUCACAGAAUUCCUAUAAAAUGCAUUAAACAAAUUCUAAACUCUGUCAGUAGAAAAGUAUACUUUGUUUUUGUUUAGAUUCCUGCUCUGCUUAACAGCUGUUCCUGCCAGAUUAUUAAUUUCAUGCCUUAACCAUCUCAUUAUCAUAACAAAUGACAGACGAAAAACUGGCACCAUCUAUUUGACAGGCAUAAAAUCAGGCACUAUAUCUGUAGCUUGGGCAUUAAGACCGAAACGGCAUGUGUUAUCAAAAGUAGGACAAGUUGAAUCUGAAAUAAUCUGCUGUUUUUGGAUUUUUUGGACCACAAUUAUAAAAUAUGUCUCUGUAAUCCAGAGAGUGUUUAAUGGAAAUAGUUAUAUUCAGAUUGUGAUAUUUAAUCCACCAGGAGCUGCCACCCAGUUCCAGUAUUUUAACAGAUGUGACACCACAUCUCCUCAUGUCUGAGUUAAAUCUUCAAGCAUGAAUAGCCGACAGAAACGUUACCAAGGUGAACGACACAGUGAGACUGGCAAGAAUCCCAGGCUUUUUCUCACCUUGAGUGGUUUGUGUAGGAGUGUGUUAGCACAUCUCAUCCCAAAGAUGUACUGUGAAGAUGAGAUGGUUUAACACGACAACACAGCAGGCUUUAGAAGGCCAUAAUAAGUAGCUGCAAGGAGGUGAAUACUUUUCUAUAACUGAUGGGUCACUCUUCUCUGGCUUUUUUAGAUAAAUUUCCCUUUCCGUCAUUAGUAGCACUUUGCAAUGCCAUUUUAUUAGUGAUUUACUUUAAAUUUUCAGCAAGUAAAGGCAUUUUUAUUGUUAACUAGAGUAGAAAUAGGAUCUUUAUAGGUCAGAGCAACACUUGGAGCAGUUCCUGGACACAUAUAAACAUGUCCAGGAGUCAGGGGAAAAUAGCUUUAACACCAUCAUUUUCUAUCUGGAAAA
Molecule: messenger RNA, 3379 nt
Organism: Melanotaenia boesemani (Boeseman's rainbowfish)
Lineage: Eukaryota; Metazoa; Chordata; Actinopteri; Atheriniformes; Melanotaeniidae
Gene: fam167ab
Product: family with sequence similarity 167 member Ab
Exons: 4
Coding region: 16-810 (264 amino acids)
Source: RefSeq, a predicted model, not a curated record